GUCUCAGAAAUAGCCACAAAUGUAAAAGAAAACAUAUGCAAUUAAAACUUCAAAGUCGUCAAUAAUGGCUGAAAUAUAUUCUUCGGAAAUAUUACGCGUUGUUAUAGCUCAAAUAGCUCAAACUAUUGGAUAUAGCAAUACUCAAAGUGCGCCUUUGGAAUUGCUAGAAGACAUUUUGCUGAGGUUUAUACAGGAAUUGGCUCGCGAUCUUCACAGUCAAGCCGAACACGCAAAUCGCGUUGAGCCCAAUCUAAAGGAUGUUCAGCUGAGCCUGAAGAAUCUAAGCACGGAUGUCCACGAAUUACUCAACUAUAUUGGAAAUGUUGAGCCAGUUCCCUUCGUCAGAGAAGUUCCCGAAUAUCCAGUGAAGAGAAACUCGAAUUUGAAUUUCCUUAAACCCGGCAGUGCCGAAACUCUAACGCGACCAGUUCACAUCUUCGAAUACCUGCCACCAAUUCUACCCACAGACACGGAUGCGGCCAACUCGACUGCCAGAGGCGCUAACCAAUCGGAUCUGAGCAACGAUCAGGUUCCAUCUGGCUUGAGGCUGCUCAUAAUACUUAUGGUCAUAAGAGAAGAUGUAAUGACCGAUUACGGCGACAGCAUAAAACCCUUGUCAUUGAGCACAACGUCCAGAGAUCACGUCGCCGAUCCCGAUGGACAUGCGGUACGGGAAAUCAGUAGCGUUGUCAUGACAACUGGAGGAUUCAUCUCGCCGGCUAUAGAGGGAAAACUGCCUGAAGCUUUCGUACCAGAUAUUAUUGAAAAAUGGAAAGGACUCGAUGCACCGCCUGCAUCACCGCCACCUGCAAUACCGGAACCCGAGAUCCCAUUGCCCACUGAAGCGUUCUUAGUGGACUCACCAAAUGCAGCAACAAGAGUAUCUUUGUCUUUGGAGACCAAGACACGGACAAGCGAGCAACGUUCAUUUAAUGAAAUAUCCACCUCAAGUUUUAAGAAUGAGAUGAAUAAUGUUUUGGAAGCAAGUAGUCCAGUUGGGAGUAAAAGAAGCAUAAUUGGUGGAUUUCAAAGUGAACAUAGCACGGAUCUGAAUGCUAGUAAAGCUCAAGAGAAAGCACACCGCAAAGCACUGAGAAUGUUCCAAAAAAUGUCAAAAAAUCAGGCAGAUAGCGACGGCAGCAGUAAGGGAAGCAACAACAUGUUGAAUCUUAAGAAAUCCAUGAAGAAUCUAAAUCGCGGAAUGUUGUCGUCAUUGCCGGACAAGUCAACGGAGCGGGCGCAACUCGAGAAACUGAUUAAAAAGCAAACAAAGCAGCGACAAAAGCAACUAAAGAGUCAACAACAGCAGCAACAGCAGAGUCAGUUGCAAACGAUGACCAAGUCCACUGGUGCUGAAGGAUUUGCUGCAUUUGGUCUCACUCAAACCAUUCCAUUGGCUCCCAUUGGUUCAAUGACAAAUGUCCUUCAACCAGUUGCAGUUCCCGUUGCGACUCCAUUAGUUGGAGUAGCUAAUAAUUAUACAUUUGGCAGUCCGUCUCUUGUUCCAUCAACGAUUAUCGAAAAGAAAGAGAAAUUCUCGCCAGAUGUAAAGGCAACGCCAAAUGAGUCCUUCUUGGACGAGAUCAAACUAGCCAGCGAACCGGACCGCAAUAAAUUGAAUAUUUUCAAAAAACUGUCAAAGCCAAAGGCAACAACGACGACAACGCCGACGUCGACGUCUAAGGUCCCAUCACCAAUGGGACAACUGAAUAUUGCGACAAAUUUGUUUGGAAAUGCUUCGCCAUUGAUAAGCCUACCAUCUGGGACAACAAUAACGCCAGCUCCAGCCUUGAAUGCCGUCGAUAAUGUAUCAGUAUCUGUACACAAAAUGAAUCAAAUGCCAUCAAGUAUAUCGAUGACACCAGCAUUUGAAGAUAAUGAUCAAACAAUCAAUCAAUCGUCAGCUAACCAAAUGUUAACUGAUCUUCAAAGGCCGAAGAAACGUGGUCGUAAACCAGGCGGCAAGAAUUCUGUCCGAUCGACUGAGAUGACACCAAAGAAGGUCAAACCUAAUAAAAUAAAUCCAGGUCUCGUCUCGUCAUAUCCACCGAAUUUAACACUUGUUCAUCCAUUUCCCGUCUUACCAUCAGUGCCUACAGAACCGUUAAACUUGAGUCACGUCGAUCAACUCAAAGGCGAGCCAUUUAAUCCCUUGUCAAGCUCUAUGAACUUUGGUGCGGCUAUCUGUGGUGGUGAUGUUGGAUCCCACAAUGAGAUAAUUUCUGGUGGUGUUGCCCCACAGCAACAACAAUUGAAAUAUAAUGCACUAGAUCUGAACAUUAGUAAAAAGUUUCCUUUUAUGGAUUCAGAUAAGACUCAGAUCUCACAGACAAAGCUAUCACUCAUUAAUGAAUCUACUGGACCUUCUGAUCGAAAUUUCAAUCAAAUCUCACCAUCAUCAAAAUCGCCUGGUAUCGGUAUGAAACGAAUGCCAGAUUCAUCACCGCCCAUAAUUGGUGUUGGUGUUCAUGGUUAUAUGGGUGGCUUGGGAGGACUUCCUCUAUUGCCUUUUCCCCCACGGCCGGGCCUUAUACCAUCGGCACUCUUCUCGCCAACAAGCCUUGCCAACUUUGGCAAAAAACAUAUAAGUCCAAACAAGAUGAUGCCUCAUCCAUUCAUAUCCUUACCGAACCCAGGACAAUCUUCAACCAUUGGAUAUAGACCAACAUUUGAAUCGUCAGGGAAAACAGCAGGAUCUGGUGAAAGUGGUGAACUCAAGGGAAAGGACAACAGUUACUCUUCGGUCUUAUCGAAAUAUUUGCCCAACAUUCAGGGAGCUGGCGUUGGAUUAUUGGGGUUAUCAUCGGUUGAUGCAUCGGUUGUGCAAAGUCAGGAAUCAACCAGCAGCAAAACAACAGUAAAACAGACGAAGACCACAGCUGGUACUGGAAAUCUUGGUGAUCCAAUUGAAGUCUCAGAUGAUUCAAACGAAGAUGAAUCCAAUACAGUAGGAAUAAUUAAAAAGGAGCACAACCAAUUGGUGGACGGAAUCUUGCAACACCAGAAAUCAAGCAUAAUUCAACCAAUGAACCUGCAGCAACAAUUCGAAAGCUUACAUCCCUAUUCGAUGAUCACUAACAACUCUUCACCAUCGCCGAAAAAGAUAACAAAGGGUGUGCAACCGAUUAAAAUUAACCAACUUGAAAGCAAUACAUCGUCAUCAGCAUCUCACCCAGCAACAUCGUCAUCAUUUAAUAUAAAUUUCAUGGGAAAUGAUAAAUUUAGCUUGGCCGGUGGCGCUGAUCUAAUACCCUUAUCAUGUGUCGACAGUGGCUUGGCAUACUCCUCAAAAACAGUGCCUGUCACAAGUUUGGCGGCAGGUGCAACAUCGGAAUCCUCGGCUCCGGCUGCCAAGACAGAUGCUGAACACAAUUUUCUAUCGAAUUUCGUUGGGUCAGCUAAUUAUGAUGAUAUUACGAUAACACCAACGAAAACUUUAAAUGACCUUAAACUCCACAAACUGCACAAAAAAUCGAAGAAACUAAAGGAGGGAAAAAUCAAAAAGAAAAAAGACAAAAAGGACAAAACAAAGAGUAAAGAAAAGCAUGAUGAAAAGAAUUGGCUCAAAAUAGAUAAACCCAAAGGUCUGGAUAAAAAGCAGAAAAAGGAAAAGAAAAAGGAUAAACUGGUACCGCCAGAUGUGUCACAACUGUCGAAAGAUAAUAUCGAGAGCAGUGUGCAACAUACUAAAGAUAUCGCUCCAAGCUCAGGACUCGGUCCCGUUGCAGUAACAGUUACAGAUACGUUUCAGACAUCAGCAAUGCCAAAUUUGCUAUCGAAUGCCCAUGCCACAGGAGGAUCAGGAUCAGGAUCAGGUGCAGCUUCAAACAGCUGGAUGACAGCAGCUGGAGCUGGAGCUGGAGCUACAGGUGCUUCUUCAUCUUCGUCUGCUUCCGCAACACUGUCAGCGAGUUCAGUUUUAUUGCCCCAACAAUUGCUGCAGGCAUCACAGCCUAUUCCCAAAAUGCCACUGACGUCCUUGUCUACAUCAACCAAUCCGAGUCAGCAAUCAGUAUCACCCAUGAAAACAGAAGGAUCUUCAGUAUUGCCCCAAAGUGCGGAAUCAAAUCGACCAUCAUCAUAUGUUGAUGCCGAGGGCUAUCGAAUUUGGAUUUGCCCAGCAUGUGGUAAAGUUGACGACGGUUCCCCAAUGAUUGGAUGCGAUGGCUGUGAUGCUUGGUACCAUUGGUAA
Molecule: messenger RNA, 4192 nt
Organism: Drosophila innubila
Lineage: Eukaryota; Metazoa; Arthropoda; Insecta; Diptera; Drosophilidae
Cellular component (GO): transcription factor TFIID complex
Molecular function (GO): protein heterodimerization activity
Source: RefSeq, a predicted model, not a curated record